CUCCCCAUAGAUUAAUUUCCUCAUCUUUAUCCGCAUUCUUGGCAUCCUCGUGUCCAAGCUGAGGACACGGCAGAUGCGCUGCCCAGACUACCGGCUGAGGCUGGCUCGCUCCACACUGACGCUGGCGCCCUUGCUGGGUGUCCAUGAGGUGGUGUUUGCUCCCGUGACAGAGGAACAGGCCCGGGGCACCCUGCGCUUCGCUAAGCUCGGCUUUGAGAUCGUCCUCAGCUCCUUCCAGGGCUUGCUGGUCAGCGUCCUCUACUGCUUCAUCAACAAGGAGGUGCAGUCGGAGAUCCGCCGUGGCUGGCACCGCUGUCGCCUGCGCCGCAGCCUCAGCGAGGAGCAGCGCCAGCCCUCCGAGCGCGCCUCUGGGUCCCUGCCCUUGGGCUUCGGACCCGGCCAGGUCGCCAACCGCCGUGUCCGGUCCUCGGGUACUCUCCCAGGGCCUGGGGAUGCAGCCAGCCAGGUCUUGGAAAGUGACUGCUAGGCAGUGAGAUUCCUGUGUUCGGUUAGCAUGUAUUUAUUGAGCGCCUACUGUAUACCAAACUCUGUGUGGAGGGCCUGGGGGAAAUGGGGGUUAAGGAAACAGAAGACAAGGUCCCUGUCCUCCUUGAGUUCACAAUUCAGUGGGGGAAACAGACCGUGAAGGCAAUACAUCAAGUUAUACAUAACGCUGUGGAAUGGCUUAUGAAGAAAAAUUCAAAGGGGAACUAAGGGGGUCUGGAAGUACAUCUCUGAGGAGGUGACAUUUUUAUGCCAUGCUUGCAAGAGAUGAAGGAGACAGCUUUGGGAAGAACUGGAAGACAAGAUUCUACACAGAAGGAACAGCAUCUGCAAAGGCCCUGGGGCAGGAAGGAGCUUAGACAUUCUUAGGAAUAGAGAGGUGGCCUGCAUGGCUGGAGUGGGAUGAGUCAGAGCCAACAAAAAGGGAGAGAGAAGUGGGCAGGAGCACAGGAGUUGGGAUUUUAUUCCAGGUGCACUGAAAAUUCUUAGCAAGAGCAUCUCAUGGGCUCAUGGUUUAAACAGAUCCUUUUGUCUGCCCUGUGGGCGGAACAGAUUAUUAGGGGCAGGGGUGGAAGCUGGGAGCCUAGUAAGAAGACUGCAAGUGGGAGUUGAUGAUGGCUGGACCAGAGUGGUGGCCAUGGAGGGGCAUGAAAUGGUUGGAUUUGAGAGCUGUUUUAAAGGUAGAACUACGGAUUUGGCAAUGUUUUGCAUGAAGAAAGAGUAGCAAGAAGUCCAGGAAGACUUACUAGGUUUGGGACAGUGGAGAGAGUGAGAGAUGGGGUCCAGGGUGGGGAGAACCAAGCUGGGACUAAGGGUCUGGGGCUCAUAGGAGAGGUCAGAGCUGGAGACAGAAAGGUGAGCGGCACUAGGGUCUCGAGAGGAUUCAGUGUGUAGAUAUAAACAUGGGCAAUCCAGGGUAGGCCUCAGAGCUGAAACCUGACAUCCAGAGGCCAGGGCCGCGGCUAGCUGGGGAGCGUGGCCACACAUCCCCCACCCUCCUGGGCAGCCCCUGGGAACUGGGAGAAUUGAGGGGAAGCCAAUAGCUUCAUUGUAGCUGGACCACCUGUACACACACAAGACCCUCACUCCUAAAUCCUUCCCCUCCACAGAUACACACUUAGAUUCAAUUAGUACCUGGGUGUUGUCUGUUAUUUUCCUUGGGGUCCCCAGCUCCCUGGACAGAUCAACUGAGUCCUUUAAGCAUCAGGUGCCCCUGCUGGACCCCCCUUGUGGGUUCUGGGAGGGUAGGGCUCUUGUAAAUAAAGC
This is a messenger RNA of Hipposideros armiger (great roundleaf bat), 1770 nucleotides long. It is a transcript of the gene GIPR, whose product is annotated as gastric inhibitory polypeptide receptor. Gene Ontology annotation, cellular component: plasma membrane. Gene Ontology annotation, biological process: cell surface receptor signaling pathway; adenylate cyclase-modulating G protein-coupled receptor signaling pathway. Bases 74 to 487 code for a protein of 137 amino acids. The transcript has 4 exons. Gene Ontology annotation, molecular function: peptide hormone binding; G protein-coupled peptide receptor activity; gastric inhibitory peptide receptor activity. Lineage: Eukaryota; Metazoa; Chordata; Mammalia; Chiroptera; Hipposideridae. The record is from RefSeq and is a predicted model, not a curated record.